AUGAGAAAACAUGCUCUGAAAAUCUGCCUUGGAACUGAAAACAGGUUUUCCCAGCUGGGGACAGUGGAAGAGCAUUACAGCAGUAUGAAGAAAAUGUACAACGGCUGUGAAAUUGUGCUCGGAAAUCUGGAAAUCACCCACCUAAGUCGCAAUUAUGACACGACCUUCCUCCAGGACAUUAAAGAAGUUGGUGGUUAUAUUCUCAUCUCCAUGAACAAUAUCAAGUCCAUUCCCUUGACCCACCUUCAGGUGAUCCGUGGCAAUGCUUUGUACAAGAAUGCCUCUCUUUCCAUUUUAUCAAAUGAUGGCCUGGCCGAGCUUCCUAUGAGAAACCUAAAAGAAAUUCUACGAGGUGGCGUUACCAUAGGGAGAAACCCCAAACUUUGCAACUUGAACACAAUCAAGUGGGAGGACAUUGUCAACCAGGACCAUGCAAACGUUUCUGUACAAUCUCCAUCGCCUGCACGCUGUCCUAAAUGUGAUGUGGAAGCUUGCAAUGAAUCAUGUUGGGGGCCUGGUCCAGAGAACUGUCAGAUACUUACAAAGAUAAACUGUGCUCAGCAGUGUCCUGGACGGUGCAGAGGACCAAUGCCCAAUGAUUGCUGUCACAGCCAAUGUGCGGCCGGCUGUACAGGACCCAAAGAAAAAGAUUGUCUGGCAUGUCGCAAAUUUCGUGAUGGUGACACAUGUAAGGAAAGCUGCCCUCCACUUCAAACUUACAACCCUAAUACAUACCAAAUGGAACCCAAUCCUGAGGGAAAGUACAGUUUUGGGGCCUUCUGCGUAACUAAAUGUCCACAUAAUUACAUAGUGACAGAUCAUGGAUCCUGUGUUCGGACAUGCUAUGUUGAUUCAUCUGAGGUAGAGGAAAAUGGUGUCCGCAGCUGUAAAAAGUGUGAUGGACCAUGUACUAAAGAUGUAACAUGCGAUGGAAUUGGCCAUGGAAAACUAAAGUCAGUAUUGUCCAUAAAUGCUACAAAUAUUGACUUUUUUCAGAACUGUACUAAAGUAGAAGGAAGCAUAAGCGUUCUGUUGGUGGCUGAUACAGGUGAUGCUUUCACCAAGACACCUCCAUUAAAUCCAGAAAAGCUGAGCAUCUUUAAUUCUAUCAAAGAAAUAACAGGGUUUCUAUUGAUUCAGUUCUGGCCAGCCAACUACACGGACCUAAGUGUUUUUGAAAAUCUUGAAAUAAUCCGAGGCAGGAAUAAGCAUCUUGGCAGAUUCUCUGUGGGCAUAGUGAACCAAGGAAUACUAUCUCUGGGAUUGCGAUCUCUCAAGGAAGUAAGCGAUGGUGAUGUCAUAAUUAAAGGAAAUAAAAAUCUCUGCUAUGUUAAUUCACUCAACUGGACGACUAUCUUCAGAACAAACCAAAACACAAAAAUUGAGGACAACUCUCCCGAAGACAACUGUAUUCGCAAUGAAAGUGUUUGCAAUCCUUUAUGCUCUGACCAGGGCUGUUGGGGGCCUGGACCUUCGCAGUGUAUUUCUUGUCAAACCUAUAGACGGGGCAAAGAAUGUGUACCAUCCUGCAACAUAAAUACAGGAGAACCCCGGGAGUAUAUUGAAAAUGAUCAUUGUUUUUUAUGCCACUCUGAGUGCUUACCACAGAACAAUACUCUUACCUGCAUUGGACCGGGUGCAGACCAGUGUAUAAAAUGUGCCCAUUACAUUGAUGAUUACACUUGCGUCAACAGCUGUCCUCCUGCUUUCUAUGAUGGGAAUACUGCCAUAUUCUCAAAAUAUCCUGAUCAGAAUGGAGUAUGUCAGCUUUGCAGCCCAGAAUGCAAGACAGGGUGCACAGGCCCAGGCUUAGAAGGCUGUAAACCUCCUGGAUCCAAAGUAGCAUACAUUGCUGCUGGUGUAGUUGGUGGCAUUCUGGCAGCAGUUGUAAUGGGACUUGUUGCAUUCUUCUUUAUGCGUAGAAAUCGUAUUAACAGAAAACGCACCCUGCGGAGGUUACUACAAGAAAGAAAGCUUGUAGAACCUAUCACACCCAGUGGUGAAGCACCCAACCAAGCACUCCUUCGAAUUCUGAAAGAGACAGAGUUCAGAAAGAUCAAGAUACUUGGAUCCGGAGCAUUUGGCACAGUAUAUCAGGGGCUCUGGAUUCCUGAGGGAGAGAGCAUAAAAAUUCCUGUAGCUAUUAAAGAAUUGCGGGAGGCCACAUCACCAAAAGCCAACAAGGAAAUCUUGGAUGAAGCGUAUGUCAUGGCCAGCGUGGAGAACCCUCACGUUUGCCGUUUGCUUGGAAUCUGUUUGACCUCCACUGUCCAGCUCAUCACACAGCUUAUGCCGUAUGGGUGUCUUCUUGACUAUGUUCGGGAGCAUAAAGACAAUAUUGGCUCAAGACACCUCCUUAACUGGUGUGUGCAGAUUGCUAAGGGAAUGAGUUACCUUGAAGAAAGAAGAUUGGUACACAGAGAUUUGGCUGCCAGAAAUGUCCUUGUUAAAAAUCCACAGCAUGUUAAGAUCACAGAUUUUGGGUUGGCCAAACUUUUGGGAGCAGAAGAAAAAGAAUAUCACGCAGAAGGAGGAAAGGUUCCCAUUAAGUGGAUGGCAUUGGAGUCCAUUUUGCACAGAAUAUAUACCCAUCAAAGUGAUGUUUGGAGUUACGGUGUCACUGUAUGGGAACUAAUGACUUUUGGAUCUAAACCAUAUGACGGAAUUCCAGCUAGCGAAAUUUCCACCAUUUUAGAAAAAGGGGAACGCCUUCCUCAGCCUCCCAUAUGUACAAUUGAUGUGUACAUGAUUAUGGUGAAAUGUUGGAUGAUAGAUGCAGAGAGUCGCCCCAAGUUCCGUGAGUUAAGUGCAGAAUUCACCAAGAUGGCCCGUGAUCCAUCUCGCUAUCUUGUUAUACAGGGAGAUGACAGAAUGCACUUACCCAGCCCUGUGGAAUCCAAGUUUCAUCGAGCAUUAGCAGAUGACAUGGGAGAUAUUGUUGAUGCUGAAGAAUAUCUGAUCCCACACCAAGGAUUCUUUAGUAGUCCUUCAACAUCAAGGACUCCUCUUCUGAGUACUAUGAGUUCUACUACUAGCAGCAAUUCACCCAAUGUGUGCAUCUCUCGAAAUGGGCAGGGACCACCUGCCAGAGAAAACAGCUUCAUUCAAAGAUACAGCACAGACCCAACUGUGGUUUUGGAGGACAGCAUUGAGGAGGAGUUCCAUCCUUCACCAGAAUAUGUCAACCAGAUAAAUCCAAAGUCAGAAAUUUCGACAGUAGCAAAUCCAACUUAUCUGAAUUUAGUUUCACUUGGAAAUAUUAGGCCUCCUAUGAAUGGAAAUUAUCAAAAUUCCAAUGGAAAGAGUGUAAUUAAUCCAGAAUACCUGAACUCAAGCCAGAUGCACAUAAUCCAACCAGAAAAUGACUAUCCUAACAUCUGGGAUCAAAAAGUAAACCAGCAAAUCAGCCUGGACAAUCCUGACUACCAACAAGACUUUUUCCCAAAGGAAACCAAAAUGAAUGGAAUUUUUAAGAUUCCUGCUGCAGAAAAUCCCGAAUAUUUUCCACUGGCUCCAAAGAGUGACUAUAUUGAAGCUUCAGCGUGACCACAAUUUGGUGGUAACAUUCCUAACAUUGUGCCUAUGUGGGCACAGUUGGAUUUUCAAGGAACACUUGGGAACAAUGGACCCUAGUUUAAUAAGUGUAUCCAUACUACACUACAAGUGAACUCUAACCUGAAACUUACAAAAAAAAAUUGUUGCACAGUUUAGUCUGCAUUGACUACAACUGGCAUUCGUCUCUUUCAGUGGGU
Molecule: messenger RNA, 3752 nt
Organism: Nanorana parkeri
Lineage: Eukaryota; Metazoa; Chordata; Amphibia; Anura; Dicroglossidae
Product: epidermal growth factor receptor-like
Exons: 28
Coding region: 1-3546 (1181 amino acids)
Biological process (GO): positive regulation of epithelial cell proliferation; positive regulation of kinase activity; multicellular organism development
Cellular component (GO): basal plasma membrane; signaling receptor complex
Molecular function (GO): epidermal growth factor receptor activity; epidermal growth factor binding; ATP binding
Source: RefSeq, a predicted model, not a curated record